Molecule: messenger RNA, 1647 nt
Organism: Osmerus eperlanus (European smelt)
Lineage: Eukaryota; Metazoa; Chordata; Actinopteri; Osmeriformes; Osmeridae
Gene: agxtb
Product: alanine--glyoxylate and serine--pyruvate aminotransferase b
Exons: 11
Coding region: 70-1356 (428 amino acids)
Cellular component (GO): peroxisome
Molecular function (GO): L-serine:pyruvate transaminase activity; L-alanine:glyoxylate transaminase activity
Source: RefSeq, a predicted model, not a curated record
CCAAACACAAUUAUUCAGUCGGUCCUAGAAAGACACUUUAGACAACUAAACCGGAGUGAGGAGUUAAGGAUGAUGCAGCGGACUGUGUUUCGUAGAGCCGCGCUCCUUGCGCAACAAGCGGCUCUGGAAAGCUCACUACCCACAAAAAACAUGAUUAUGAUGCUGCGCCUGGACCGCUGCAUGUCUUCAGUGUCAAUUCCACCACCGGCUUGCAUGCUCCGACCACUCGAGGCACCUUUCCGCUAUUUGUUUGGCCCAGGACCGUCCAACGUGCCUCCACGCGUGUUAGCUGCAGGGGGCAGGCCGAUUAUUGGCCAUUUGCACCCAGAAAUGUAUGAGAUCAUGAAUGAUAUCAAGAAGGGGAUCCAGUACGCCUUCCAGACAGAGAACAACAUGACAAUAUCCAUGAGUGGCUCCGGGCACGCGGCGAUGGAGUGCGCGGUGUUCAAUACGGUUGAGCCCGGAGAAAGUGUCCUUGUGGCAAUCAACGGAAUUUGGGGAGAACGCGUGGCUGAAAUCGCUGAAAGAAUUGGUGCAAAGGUUCACACAAUGGUGAAACCACCAGGUGGAUAUUUCACUAAUGAAGAAAUCGAACAGGCCAUGGCCAAACACAAGCCUGUUCUGUUCUUCCUCACACAUGGAGAGUCCUCCGCUGGCCUUUGCCACCCAGUAGAUGGCAUUGGUGACGUGUGCCGCAAACACAACUGUCUGUUUCUGGUGGACACCGUUGCAUCUCUUGGGGCAGCACCAAUCUUCAUGGAUAAACAGAAUAUUGACAUCCUGUACACUGGCUCACAGAAGGCCUUAAAUGCCCCUCCUGGUACAGCACCAAUCUCCUUUAAUGAGAGAGCAUGCCACAAGAUGUUUAACAGGAAAACAAAACCUGUGUCCUACCUUUUUGACAUGACCCACUUGUCCAACUACUGGGGCUGUGAUGGACAACCUGCCAGGCUAUACCACCAUACAGGACCAGUGUCUGGGUUCUUUGCCCUGAGGGAAAGUCUUGCAAUUCUUGCAGAAACUGGGCUGGAGGAGUCAUGGAGGCACCACAAGGAGGUGGCAGCGCACCUCUAUAAAGGUCUGGAAGAUCUGGGACUCAAGCUCUUCAUCAAGGACAAAGAUCUGAGACUUCCCUCUGUCACCACCUUUGCCAUCCCUGACGGCUACAACUGGAGGGAGAUGCUGACCUAUAUUAUGAAACACCACCAGAUGGAGAUGACGGGGGGGCUUGGGCCCUCUGUUGGGUUGGUGAUACGUGUGGGCCUGAUGGGAUACAACUGCCAGAAGACCAAUGCUGACCUGGCACUGGCUGCACUCGAAGACGCACUCAAGCACUGCAAAAAAAGCAAAGCAUGAGGAAACGUGAAGCUUUGAAACAUGCAGUCUGAUAUACCUGAGAACAGCUAGAUAAAUGGACUAUGAAGGCAUCUAACUGUGACAGGAUGAUUUGUGUUUGUGACCAGAGCUUUUAACCACCUUUUGUAUAAAAAAAUAUUUUCUUGAGCAGAUCUUACUAACUGCAUGCGUGUUAACAAUAUGCCUAACAUAGAGCUACUUGUUGAUAAUACUAACAUAUAUAAAACUAAAUAUAUUACAUAAUUUGUCUUGAUAAAAGCAUUUGCUAUAUGAAUAAACUGUCAAAUGUAA